AUGAACGCCGCACUCGCAGACGAAAACGACCCUCUGCUGGGCGCCGUCGCGGAACAACAUGUCCGCCAUGCGGUGACCGAGGACCCUGACGAUAUUGGCUCCGACUCUCAGGAGUCGGGCGCCGUCCUAGUCGAUGGAGAGCUGCUCGAGUUUGAUCCCAAAGGCGACCCAGACAACCCAAUGGAGUGGGCACCUGCGUUCAAAUGGAGCAUUAAAUUCACCUGCAUUUCCGUCGUGCCGGUGGCCUCGCAAAUUGUUCGGGACCUGGACGGCGAUGACGGUGGUUCACGGGACUCGGCCUCGCGGGCCGCCAGCGCCGCUCUCCUGGUGACCAUCUGGGAGCUCGGCGAGGCGGCCGGCCCGCUUCUGAUCGCCCCACUGUCCGAGAUCUACGGCCGCUGGCCCGUCAUCAACGGCGCCAACAUCCUCUUUGUGCUGACCACCGUGCUGGCCGCCACGUGCCGCCGCACAGACAUGUUCAUCGCCGCCCGCGCCAUGACCGGUGCCGCCGUCGCCACCAACGUCCUCAACCCGGCCAUCGUCGGCGACAUGUUUGUGCGCGAGGAGCGCGGCAAGCCCAUGAGCCUGUGCAUCUUCGCGCCCAUGCUCGGCGGCGCCGUCGGUCCCAUGCUCAGCGGCGCCGUCGCCCAGACCCUGGGCUGGCGCAGCUUCAUCUGGAUCAGCGCCGGGUUGGCCGCCGGCUGCGAGCUGAUUUUCCUGUGCUUCUUCCGCGAGACUUACAAGGUCGCCAUACUCAAGAAGAGGAGAAGGGCCGCGAUCGGAGAGGCCAAGGAGAGGAGCCGCCGCGUGACCUACGGAACCGUGCAGGAGUGCCGAAAGAUUGAGGCUCCGGUCAGCAACGGACAGAUGCUGUACGAGGCCAUUCUGCGGCCGGGCAUCGUUUUGUGGGGCUCUGGGGUGCUUUUGGCUCUCGCAUUUGCCGGUUCAAUCUCCUUUUCGUACUUUUACAUCAUUUCCGUGACUCUGCCGGAGCUGUUGGCGGAGCGGUACGGGAUGACGCCUGCACAAACCGGGGCUUCGAUGCUGAGUUGGAGCUGUGGAGGCUUCAUCGCAAUCUUCAUCUGCAACCGCUUCCUAGACAACAUCUACAUCAAGCUGCGCGACGGCAACGGCGGCCGCGGGCUCCCCGAAUACCGUCUCCCGCUCGUCAUCCUCGGCGCCGUGACCGUCCCUCUCGCCACGGCCGGCUACGGCUGGUCGGCCGAGCUGCGCCUCCCGCUCCCCGUCAUGCUCAGCACCGUCGUGCUCAUGGGCGUGACCAUCAUGCUGACGGCGAUGCCGCUCAUGGCGUACGUGGUCGACGCCUUUGGCGUCUACUCGGCCUCGGCUAUCACGGGCGUCAUCAUCCUCAGGUGUCUGAUGGGUGCUUUCCUCCCCCUCAUGGUCGCGCCGCUCGUGCGGGGCCUGGGCUAUGGCUGGGCUUUUACCUGCCUGGCGGGCCUCAUCGCCGCCGUCGCGCCUAUCCCCAUCCUUAUCCUGCGAUACGGGGAGCGCUGGCGGGCUGCGAGCCGGUAUUCGAGGGAUGCCUGA
Messenger RNA from Pyricularia pennisetigena, 1551 nucleotides. RefSeq lists its product as uncharacterized. NCBI's taxonomy places the organism in Eukaryota, Fungi, Ascomycota, Sordariomycetes, Magnaporthales, Pyriculariaceae. Gene Ontology annotation, molecular function: transmembrane transporter activity. The record is from RefSeq and is a predicted model, not a curated record. The transcript has 3 exons. The coding region runs from base 1 to 1551 and encodes 516 amino acids. Gene Ontology annotation, biological process: transmembrane transport.